This is a messenger RNA of Diatraea saccharalis (sugarcane borer), 3156 nucleotides long. Lineage: Eukaryota; Metazoa; Arthropoda; Insecta; Lepidoptera; Crambidae. The record is from the annotation of a GenBank genome assembly.
CGAAAAUAUUAUUUAUCGAAAAAGGUGUAUAACGCGAGUGUAUCUUGAAAAACCACCAUGAAAUCAGCAAAAUCGAAGCAGAGGUUGAAUGAAAUGAGGACGCCGGCUAGAAGUAAGCAAAAUCUAUAUACUGGUGAUAGAGAUCCAGUACAUGUUUACUGUCGCCUGCGACCUAUGCAAAAGGAUACUGAUAUAGCGUGUAUGAAGAUAAUAUCACCUACGACAGUACUUCUGACGCCUCCAAGCUCAUCUAUAAACUACAGAAACGAGAAUGUCAAGACAAUGGAAUAUACUUUCAAAGAGGUAUUCCCACCAGAGACUUCGCAACAAGAAGUAUUCGAUAAAGUAGCGUUACCAAUAGUCGAGGGUCUAAUAAAAGGUAAAAACGGUUUAUUAUUUACUUAUGGAGUAACUGGUAGCGGUAAAACAUUCACAAUGACUGGUGAACCUCAAAAUUGUGGUAUUUUACCUAGAGCUUUGAAUAUUAUUUUCAAAACAAUAAAUGACUUUCAAGCACAUAAAUAUGUGUUUAAACCAGAUAAAAUGAAUAUGUUCGAUAUACAAACAGAAGCUGAAGCCAUGUUAGAGAGACAGCAAGAACUUCAUAAGUUAAAAAGUAACAGAAAAAAUAAUUCAAACCCUGAUUUAGCAAUGUCUUCUACUGAUAUUACUAAAGUAGAAGGUAUCAAUGAAGAUAAUCAGUAUGCAGUAUUUGUAACUUAUGUUGAGAUCUAUAAUAACAGUGUGUUUGAUUUGCUUGAAGAUGGACCAAUAAGUAAAAAUCUACCAGUGAAACUUAUAAGGGAAGAUGCGGCACAUAAUAUGUAUGUCCAUGGAGUCACUGAAAUUGAAAUAAAAUCAGCUGAAGAAGCAUUUGAAGCAUUCUAUUUAGGUUUGAAAAGGAAAAGAAUGGCACAUACAACAUUAAAUGCGGAAUCGAGUCGUAGUCACUCUGUAUUUACAAUAAGAUUGGUGCAGGCGCCAGUUGAUGAAAUAGGUGAAGCCGUUAUACAAAACAAGAAGUUUCUUUCAAUUAGUCAAUUGAGUUUAGUUGAUUUAGCAGGCAGUGAACGUACUAAUCGUACAAAAAAUACUGGUCAAAGAUUAAGAGAAGCUGGCAAUAUUAAUAAGUCUCUCAUGACGUUGAGGACUUGCUUAGAAAUUUUAAGAGAGAACCAAACUGGUGAUAUGAAAUCUAUGGUCCCAUAUCGUGAGUCCAAGAUCACACAUUUAUUUAAAAAUUUCUUUGAGGGAGAAGGACAAGUUCGUAUGAUUGUUUGUGCUAACCCUCGAGCAGAAGAUUAUGAUGAAACAUUACAAGUGAUGAGAUUUGCAGAAAUGGCUUCUGAAGUUGAAGUGACUAAGCCACAAAUCCAUAAUGUUGCUGCCUCAAUUGGCCUUAUGAGUGGCAGACGCAAAGCAAAUAGGUUGUUUACAACAGCAAGAGAUAAUAUCAUCCGUCCUGAAGCUAAAGAUUUAGAGUUAGACUUGGGCUUAGUAUACAGCCUUGGACCUGAUUUCCCUAGUUUGGAACUUAACAGUUCACAAGCAUCACACAUUAUCAAAGAACUAAUGGCUCAUUUAGAAAUGCGCUUGAGUAGAAGAGAAGCUUUAAAACGAAGUAAAGCUCUUAAAGAUGAAAGGCUAAGGUCUGCUUUAUUGGAAAUGGAAAAAGACUCAUUGGAAGUAAGGAGUGAAAAUGCAUCGCUAAGAGGUCAGUUAGCUGCUGCAGAACGUCGCGUGCGAGCACUAGAAGAACGCUUGACUGCUACAGAAAACGCUUCUCUGACACACCAACGUAAACUUGCUGAGUUGACUGAGUAUUCAUCAUCUUUGAAGCGUGAACUUCAAGAAAAAGAGCUACUGUUAAAUCAGAACAAGCUUGAAAAAGAGAAACAGAAAAAGAUUCUAGAAAGGAAAUAUAAUCACAAAAUUGCUGCUGAACAUGAAAAAGCAAAGGAAAUACACACUGAAAAGGAGAGAUUGAAAAAUGCUAUAGAGGAGAAAGAGAAUCGUUUGAGGAUCAUCGCUGAAGCAUUGCAUUUAGACAGAGGAGACAAUGAUAUUGUUAUACCAAAGAGUAUGGGUGAUGUAGCAGCACAAACUGGUAGAGAUUUUACUCCUGGGUCGACACCUAGAGCUUUACCUGCACAUCUCUUGACACCAUUCAGUUCUGUUCCUCAAACAAGAGAUACACCAGCAUCUUCGAGGCGUGGCGUCGCCGUCGCCAAUCCAAGACAUAAGAGGUCUUUAUCAGCUGAUGGUCGUGGUUGGGUUGAACAUGCUCCUAACAAACUUGUGCCAAUGGGAACAGUGAUGAAACCGAACAUAUCACAUAGUAAAGUUGUGAAUAAAUUGAAGUCUGUAAAAGAUAUAGCUAAUUCGAAGACAUCAAAAUAUUGUUUGAUAUCACAAGAGCAAGAUACAGAUGGAGAACUGGAAACCAAAUUGUACAAAGGUGAUAUUGUUCCCACGUGUGGUGGAGGUGCUCAAGUUAUUUUCAAUGACGUUGAAAUGUUGAAGCAGUUUUCACCCAAUAGGGACUCUCAGACAAGAAUCUCUGGAACGGGUACUUCAUGUGCAAGACAUUCUGGUAAGAGAAGAGAUACCGGUUGUUCUCCUCCUCAAACACCUUCCAACACUAGCAAGAAGCAAAGGGUUGAUGACGAUUAAAUCUAUUUAGAGAGCAAUUAAGACCAUUUUCAAUUUUAAGAGGACACAAUUUAUAGAGAUAUAAAUUCAUAGUUUUCAUUUUUAAUUCCUAUUGAUUGAUUAAAAUUAAUAAGAACAAAACACAGAUGAAAUAUUUGAAAUAAAAUUACGAAGAUUAGGUACUUUAUCAAAGUGGAUUCAUAAUAAAAAACAAUAUGUUUUAAUUUUUUGAAGUAAAAAUGAUGAUUGUCUUAUAAUAACGAAGCUGUUUAUGUAACUAUUAUUAUGUUGAUUUUUCUCAAGUUAAUCUUUUCAAUAUUUAUCUCAUAAAUUGACAACAUUGUUUGAACUCCAUGUAAGAAAAUAUUAAGAGAAGUAUUAUUCCAACGCCAUUUGUACGUUUGGGCCAGAGUUUUCCACUUUUUCUUGUUAGACUUUAAAAAAAAUACUAUAUUAUGGUGCAUUUCUAUGACGUUCUUAAAUUUUGUCAGAAAUGUCUAGAUU